AUGAUUUAGAAGAAUUUAAUCAUAUAAAAUUCUUUAAAUAUAUUACUGACUCAAAUGAACAAACUUUAAUUAAUUUAGAAAAAUUUAAUAAUGAUAAUAUUAUUAAACAAGCAACAAAAGCAAUUAAUCAUUAUUAUUUUCAUACUUUAGAAAAUCCUACACAUAGAAGUAAAUCAUUUUGGCAUAAUUUUAUUGAACAUUUUGGAGCCUUUAGAAGAUAUCAAAAUCUUCCUUAUAUUAGUUCUGAUAUGACUAGUUCACAUAAUUUUGAUCAUUUAGAAUGUGUAAACAAUUUGAUUCUCGCUCUUGAACCAUUAACAAAUUGUGUUAAUCAAUUUGUUAAAGAUAAUUACAAAAAUUUAUAUAUGAAAUUAAACAAUUUAGUUUUAGGUCCAUUUGUAUCAAAAACUUUUGGAAUUUUCCUAUAA
Messenger RNA from Funneliformis geosporum, 428 nucleotides. NCBI's taxonomy places the organism in Eukaryota, Fungi, Glomeromycota, Glomeromycetes, Glomerales, Glomeraceae. The record is from the annotation of a GenBank genome assembly.